Messenger RNA from Mycena citricolor, 2152 nucleotides. NCBI's taxonomy places the organism in Eukaryota, Fungi, Basidiomycota, Agaricomycetes, Agaricales, Mycenaceae. The record is from the annotation of a GenBank genome assembly.
CACGAGUCAUCUUCCUUACCCCCACCACAUCUUAAAAUGUCCACUGCUGAAGAGAUCGCCAAAGCAGCCAAGAUUGCUUUCGAGGAUUCGCAGCUCGUCGCAUCGUCUGAACGCGUGAAUGCCCUACAUCACAUACGGCGAGCCUUGGAGUCAUGUAAGGCGGAAAUCCUAGCGGCGAACAAGGAGGAUCUGCAGGCUGCUCAAGUCGAAGUAGACGCAGGGCGGAUGACCGAAUCACUGCUGAAGCGCUUAGACCUGAACAAGGGCGACAAAUGGGACUCGAUGCUCGAGGGCGUUUCUCAAGUUGCAGACCUGCCGGAUCCUACCGGUAUUGUCUCCUACGCCAAGGCGCUGGAUGACGAUCUGGAGGUCUUUCGGGUUUCCUGUCCUAUUGGCGUUCUGCUUGUCAUAUUCGAAGCGCGUCCGGAGGUCGUGGUGAACAUCGCGGCUUUGGCAAUCAAGUCCGGAAAUGCUGCGAUUCUGAAGGGCGGAAAAGAAUCGAAUCGCACCACAAAACUGCUCGCACAAGCGAUCGCAACGGGGCUGUCUCAAUCAUCUCUCCCCAGCACCUAUGUGCAGACAAUCCAGACCCGGGCAGAGGUCUCAUCCCUUCUCUCAUUGGACCAAUACAUUGACCUUGUCAUACCGCGAGGAAGCAAUGCUCUCGUGCGGAACAUCCAAAACAACACGCGAAUCCCAGUGAUGGGACAUGCUGACGGCCUGUGCCAUGUGUAUUUGGAUGAAUCCGCGGACUCGGAAAAAGCUGCUCGUGUGGUCGUCGACUCGAAGAUCGACUACCCGUCUGCCUGCAACGCAGUUGAGACGCUGAUUGUACACAAAUCUCUGUUGCGAACUGUAUGGCCAGUGGUGGCCCGUGCGUUACUCGAAGUCAACGUCCGAAUGCUCUGCGAUUCCGCGACUCUCGAGGUGGUUCAGAAUCUGUCCCCGGCACCGCCGAACUUGACAACCCACAUCUCGCCCUCUACCCCCGAAUCUUACUCCACUGAGCAUCUGACGCUCACGCUCUCCGUCGUCACAGUCACCUCCCUGUCUGAGGCUGUCCGAUUCAUCAACUCCCACUCCUCGCACCACACCGACUCCAUCGUCACGGAAAACGAGCAGGCCGGAGCUGUAUUCUGCCGGGGCGUCGACAGCGCUGGCACUUUCGUCAAUGCGAGCACUCGAUUUGCUGACGGAUUUCGAUUCGGGUUUGGGACGGAAGUGGGCAUUAGUACUGGGCGCAUCCAUGCUCGAGGGCCAGUGGGCCUUGAGGGCCUUGUGAUCUACAAGUACAUGCUUCGGAGUACUGGAGGCAAGGGUCACGUCGUCAGUGACUUUGCAGUUGGAGGGAAGCGAUUCACACAUUCAAAUCUACCGCUGCGACUCCCUCCCUCUUUGUCUCAAUGAUCUAUACGUAUACACUGUAUACGAUACUUUUCUAAGAGCAGUUCGAUCUGCUCGCUCAGCGUUCUGGGGCCAGUGAGCAUUCCGUGGAGCAAAGAAUCCGCCAGAAGCGCCUGUUGACCCAUGAACUAAUUAAUGAUUGAGACCUCGUGACCGUGUUUCUUCUUGCAUGACGUUCAGCUCAUGAUGUCACCCCAAUCCCCACAUCCUCUACUUACCUACCACCAUGUCCACAUCUCAAGAUAAGAACUGGAAAGAGCGCGGACAAGCUUCUGAAGCUGCCUAUGCUCACAAGAAAGAGCAAGAGCAGCUCGCUGCACUGCGAGCGUCCUCUCAGGCGAAGCAGACUUCCGAAUCAGCGGCCAAGGCGGCCAAUGCGCGAGAUCAGGACUUCGAAGGAGGCUUUGGUGGACAGGAGGAUCUCGAGGAUCGCUACGCUACAACGAGCGGCGAACAUUGAUCGGGAGUCGGAAAGUGUAUAUCAGGAAUACCUGCGCAGGAGCGAAUGUCAAUGUUAUAGUACUGUUCAGAAUCUGGAGCCUCCAGCCGCGACUUGGGAUACACAAAAUCAGGAUUUGAUGCUCUCAUUUCCAUUGGUAUGUCCCUGACCCUACAUGCGCUACCCGAACUUGAGGAGCGAUCAACGUGCAAUCACAUCGACCAGGGAUUGAACGAAUAUUCGAGAUUAGAUUAGAUUAUUUGUUAUGAUGUCAUCUUCAUUAACCGCAACAUCCGGUCCUUCGAGAUA